AUCUCUGCUCAAGCACAGCUCUCCUCGUCUUCAGGACGCCGGUGCAAAUUCCAGAACGUGUAGCUAUCGGCGAAUUCGUUUCAUCUGGAAUACAAGGGUAGCACUGCCGGAAUCAGUUAUGAAGCUCCGGUAUGCAAUGGUGUGCUCGUCUAACCAGAAUCGGAGCAUGGAGUCACAUUUUCUACUGAAAAGGGAGGGCUUUGAUGUGGCCUCAUAUGGCACUGGGCAACAUGUGAAGCUUCCUGGUCCUUCUAUUAGGGAACCCAAUGUUUACGACUUCGGUACUCCAUAUAAGCAGAUGUUCGAUGACCUCCGCCGCAAAGACGUCGAGCUGUACAAACGAAAUGGAAUACUGCCUAUGCUGAAAAGGAACUUGGGUGUAAAGCUUGCACCUCAACGUUGGCAGGAUAAUGCAGCUGAUGGUCCCUUUGAUGUCGUAAUUACAUUUGAAGAAAAAGUUUUUGAUUUGGUGCUUGAAGAUCUUCAUAACCGAAACCAAGUUCUCUUGAAGCCGGUUCUUGUUAUCAAUUUAGAAGUAAAAGAUAACCAUGAGGAGGCAGCAAUUGGAGGUCGUCUUGCUUUGAUUUUGUGUCAAGAGCUUGAUGCGACUGAAAAUUGGGAGGAUACAAUUGACGAUAUCAUCAAUAAUUUUGAGAAACAGCACAGACGGAAGCUCCUGUACAGUAUCUCCUUCUACUGAAAGGAUAUCUUAGAGUAUUAAUGGAACCAUCAGUUUGUUCGGUAUUCAAUUUGUCUGCUGGUAUGCUGGGAACGCUUCACUUUUUUUUAAGUAAAACCUUCCCAGUUAAUAGUUAUGGCAAGUGACGAGAAGAUUGCUUCAAAAGCCUUUGCUGGCUCGGAUUAUUUUUGCAGUGUUCCUGCUUCUUCGUUCUCAUAAAGCAUAGCAAAGUAAUGUAACUUAAUAUCGUUUUACUCGUAAUUCUGUUUUAACUUUAAGACAGUAACAUCUUGGAUUGUGGAGGAAAUUAACAAGACCAC
Molecule: messenger RNA, 999 nt
Organism: Solanum stenotomum
Lineage: Eukaryota; Viridiplantae; Streptophyta; Magnoliopsida; Solanales; Solanaceae
Exons: 4
Coding region: 119-700 (193 amino acids)
Biological process (GO): termination of RNA polymerase II transcription
Cellular component (GO): mRNA cleavage and polyadenylation specificity factor complex; nucleus
Molecular function (GO): RNA polymerase II CTD heptapeptide repeat phosphatase activity
Source: RefSeq, a predicted model, not a curated record